This is a messenger RNA of Acanthaster planci (crown-of-thorns starfish), 3688 nucleotides long. Its product is annotated as syntaxin-6-like. The record is from RefSeq and is a predicted model, not a curated record. Lineage: Eukaryota; Metazoa; Echinodermata; Asteroidea; Valvatida; Acanthasteridae. Gene Ontology annotation, molecular function: SNAP receptor activity; SNARE binding. Gene Ontology annotation, biological process: Golgi vesicle transport; retrograde transport, endosome to Golgi; vesicle fusion. Gene Ontology annotation, cellular component: synaptic vesicle membrane; SNARE complex; endomembrane system.
ACUAUUCUCGGGAUGUUUUGAGUUUCUAUAUGAUGUAGUUCUCCCGCGACGUAAUUAAAAUGUAGGGUCGUUUUGUCUAGCAGUAUUAAGGAUUCAGUUUUUUUUACAUUGGUAACCGGUGUGAUAGUAUCCUUGUACCAUGUCUCUGGAGGAUCCGUUCUUUGUUGUGAAAGAAGAAGUUGAGAAAGCUGUGAGUACAUCCGAAGGUCUGUAUCAACGAUGGUGUGAACUCUUGGAAGACAACAAUUCAGUAAGCAAGGAAGAAUAUGACUGGACAACAAAUGAGCUGAGGAACAGUCUCAGAAGUAUUGAAUGGGAUCUGGAAGAUCUUGAAGAGACUAUUGGUAUUGUGGAAGCCAAUCCAAGGAAAUUCAAGUUGGAGCAAAAUGAGUUGGAAACCAGACGACAGUUUGUUAGUGAUACCAAGAAGAAGGUGGAAGAAAUGAAGGAGCACAUGGCAAGUCCAAGUACUCGAUCAAGGGAAGAAAAGAGAACAAGACAGGCACUUAUGAACAAUGGACCAAGUAAAGCUCAGGGUAAAUACAGUCGAUUGGACAAUGAGAUGGAGCAGAAUAAUCAAAACUACAUUGAUGAAUCACGUCAGCAGCAACAGUUAUUAAUGGAAGCACAGGAUGAUGACUUAGUUCGUGUUGCUGACAGUGUUGGGGUCUUGAAGCACAUGGGUCAGACAAUAGGCAAUGAACUGGAUGAGCAAGCAGUCAUGCUAGAUGACUUCCACACAGAGAUGGAGAAUACGGAAACCAAGUUAGAUGCAGUCAUGAAGAAGAUGGCUAAAGUCACUCACAUGUCAAGCGAUCGAAGACAAUGGUUAGCGAUCCUAGUAUUAGUAAUCGUCAUGAUUGUCGUUCUGAUUUUAUUUUUCGUCCCGAUAUGAAGCCAGCGACAUCCGUGGGAAAUAAAAGCACUUUAACCUGUCAGUCAUCUCAAAAGUCAUGGACAUAAUAGGAUUCUAGAGCCACUGCAUCUGUUAGUCGCAUGCACACAUAUGUAAUGCCCUCACUUGGUGCUGUUUAUUAUUACAUUACGGGCAGUUUCAAUAUUUAGUCUCUUCAGUGAAGCAAGAGAUAAACUACAUGAUGUUAUACUGCCCCCGCCUUAGGCCUGUGUGAUGAACAUAUAGACAGUUCUGUACCCUUUCCAUGCCCCAUCUCAAGUUUAGCUGAGUGCAUCCAGCAGCCAUUGAAGAAGGACUUUUAUGCAACAAGAUCAGUUGACAGGAAGGUCAUGUAAAUGGCAGCAGAUAAGCUGAUAUCAGCACGAAGCAUUGUGUCUGUAACAGCAAUACUAGCAGGUGAAGACGGCACCUUUUGCUGUUUGUUCAAGUGUUCACUGCCAGGAAAACCUAAAAAUUAAAACAGCUGCAAUUCACCAUUUUUUCUGAGUUCUGAAGAGACGGUGGACAGUGGUUAUUACAGAGAGACCGCAUGAAUCGUUUAUGAAGGUGCUUAACAAGGAACCCAUAGGAGAACUAAGUAUAGUCAUGGUGUAAAUAGAUCUCACUAGGUUAUGAAUGCCUUGUUGAAUGCGAAUCAAUGACCUGCACUAUUGAAACCCAUCCUUGUGUUUGUACAGUUUUGUUUUGUUUUUGCCAAGGGAUGCAUUUUCUCUACACUUUUGGGUUUUUAAAAACAUAAAUGCAUCCUUGAAAUGUUAGAUCUUGAAAGAUGGUUUUUGUUGAGUAUUUAAGAUACUGGGAUGAUGUACAUAUACACACCUGUUUUAAUCUUGAAUGCUUUUGCAAUUAAGUUUACUUUGCAGAAAGCUUAACUUUGUGAAAGGAAAGAUUGAGCAGGUUUCAGUUACAGGGUACAUUUUAGUCCUAAAUUUGACAGGUAUAGGUCACUUAAAUCCAGUCAGUAAUGCAAUAGACAGCUAUGCCUAUCGGUAGAGAGCCAUCACAUGACUAAUGAUGCUUUUUAUUGUCCAUUAACAGCACACAGUGCAGCAUAAACAUACUUGACCAUGUACAGUACACUGACUUGGCCCCUUGCAAGAAAAUUAGGAAAUGGAGUAUACAUGUAUGUGGUGCCAUACAUGUAGUCUUGUCUCAUCUGUCUUGUAUUUGUUAUUUCAAAGUCAUAGUAUCAUACCAAGAUAAGAUGGCAUACAUUUUUCAUCAUCAUCUUUGGCAAGGCAAAAUCAAGGUUAAGGUUCAGUAUUUCCCUGUGUCCCAAGCGUACAUGAAUAAUGUUAAUGUCUUAAACUUGCAGCAGUCCCAUUUAAUUUUUUGUCCAUUUUGCCAACAUAUUCCAACUAAAAUGUUAUGGAAUCUUUUUAACGGGGUUUUCCUGUUGUGCAUCGUCACAAUUUGUGUAGGUACCGUUACAAGUGGAUAAUUCCCCGCAUUCUAAGUUUACAGCCAUACACUUCACAAAUAAAAUGUAAUGUAGCCACUAAUGUCAGAAAUUCCCCGCAUUCACAUGUUAUGUGUCAUGAUUUGCGCCCCCACACCAUGACCAGCCCACCCCUCUGUGCUAUGUACAUGUAAUCUAUUAAAUCUACAUUAUGUGCUUAGGGUUUGGUGAGUGUGUAAAGAUAAAGACAGAGUAAUUCAUUAAUAUGAAGGCUCAGCAAAGACAUUAAAAAGCUGGAACAGUUUCUGUCUAUGAAGUUCCAUACGUAGACACCUGAUAUUUAUGUAUUUUUACAGAUGCAUUUUUAAGAUUAUUAAUUGUAUCAAUAUUUGCAUGUGUAUGAAUUUAUUUGUGCAGGUGCAAAUAAUUCCUAACCUUGAACUUGGGUCAUUUUAAAACCACUUCCCUGUCCCCUAUCUUUACUAAAGAACUAAAUGUUAUUUUUUAAGUAAUUAGAUGGCAGUACUCAUGGGUGUCAAUGCAUGUGUAUAUAGUAGCUUCAUACAUGUAUGGUAUUUUUGUGACUUGUAUUUUCAGGUGAAGUUGUAAUUUAUAGUAUUUUUUUAAGUACAUGUAUAAGCUGUUUGUGAUGGAUCCCUCCAGAUUUGGAAGUUUUGUUUCAAGCACAUUGUUGCAGUUUGUGGGACAGAAUGGGUUUACCUUCACAAAGCGACAUGCUCUGGAGAUAAUUAGAAGCUAAACAACAAUCACAGCUUUGCAGCACAGUGUCCGUAUCCAGUGAAGGCAGCAAGGGCAUUGUUUAACAUGACCCUCAGGAUGUUUAUCGUUAUCCAUCAAAAUUCUGCAAAACUUGUUAGUGGAUUUGGUUCAGUUUGGGACAAGUAUAUCAGCUAUUUCUAUUCAGCCAGUGUAUGCAUGAUAGUGUCAAUGUUGUCUCACUGAAAACAAAUCCAAUGAUAGCAAAUCUGUGAAUGCUAUUAGUCCAAAGUUACCUUUGCAGCAUAACACUUUUAUUUUUUUCUUUGCCAAAGCUAUAUUAUCUUUCAAGUAAAAUGUACACAUGAAAAACAAUUUAGCUUUUUAUUAGACCUUACUGCUUUAUCACCCUAAUGCUUUAUCAAUACGUGAACCUGAAGUAGGUUUCCAUUUGAUCAAUGUUUUUUACCAAAGUUUACUUUUCUUUAAUUGGUUGUCAAAUAAUUUUUCAAAAUUUUAUCUCGCUCCUACGUGUAUUUUUGGGUGUAUUGAUUCAAACCUGUCCGGAUAGGCUGUCAUACUUGAUUAAUUGCAUGUAUUGAUGACAGGAGAUGAUCGGGAGUAAACAAUGGAAGACCGGAAUAUAUACAAACUGA